Molecule: messenger RNA, 1430 nt
Organism: Dacryopinax primogenitus
Lineage: Eukaryota; Fungi; Basidiomycota; Dacrymycetes; Dacrymycetales; Dacrymycetaceae
Exons: 2
Coding region: 1-1314 (437 amino acids)
Source: RefSeq, a predicted model, not a curated record
AUGUCUGUGUCGAGGAAUCCUUUUGCACAACCCGGCACACAAUAUGUACAUCCCGAGGUCCAGGCAGCGGCAUACCAAUACCCAGACAUCUCCGGUGGAUCAUAUGGUUCACAGAACGGGUAUCAGCAACAGCAAUUUUCUGGUCAGCAGCAGCAAUAUCCGCAAUCGGCAGGCUCCGUCUCGGGCAUGUAUGGUCAGCAACAACCUCAGUACCAACAACAGCCGCAACAGCAACAGCAGUGGAGCUACGGUUCGGGCUCCGGCGUAGGGAUGGGCGGCAUGCCAAGCAGUCAGCAGGGACUGCCUUCCCAAAACAGCAAUAUCUACGGCCAGCAGUACUCCAUGCCCUCCCAGUCGUAUGGUGCCGGUGGGGGCGUGGACAUGGGUGGGAUGGGAACGCAAAUGGGUUACACGGGGUACCAGAACGGCGGAUAUGGGUACGGUCCUUCUGCUGCUGGCACUGCUGCUGGCGGUGGACGUGUGCCUAAUCCUGCCGUGUCUGCUUUCGAUCCGCUCUCCCAGCAGCCUCAGCAGCCAACCCAGCAGCAGCAGCAAGCAUAUCAGCAACCCCGGCCCCAGCAGGAACAGGUGAAGAUGCAGCCUGGAUUGAUGCCUACUAUCUCGAACUACGGAGCUCCGGACUCAAAGUACAACGAACACCCCCGGCAGCUAGUGAUUCGCACGAAACGGGAACUCGAGGCGUGGAACGAGGGUGCAUGGAACAAGCUCAUCGAAUGUGUGGAGGCACUCAGGGAAGCGUGGCAAGCCAGAAAGGCGUACUUGGAUCAGUUGCCGAAGCAGUGGCCAGGGAUAAAUAUCGAUGUCCCUGCAAAGAUGAAAGAAGCGAAGGAUAUCACUGCCGUCCGCUGGCAGCUCGCUGAGAUCAAGAACAGCUACAGGCACUCCCACGACUCUGCCUCCCGUAACAGGGUCAAGGAGCAACUCAAUGCUGGCUUGAGCCGGCUGCCUGACUGGCCCGAGCGCACAGAUGAGCUGCGUAAUUCUCUUCCCGAGCUGCUGGCUCGGCAGCGCAUACCGCCAAAUGCUCUCAGCCCGCCGCCGCCUCAGUCUCCCCUCGGCCUGCCCCAGAUUCAGCAGCCGCAGUACUCCCCACAGCAGUAUGCUGCUGUUCAGCCGCCAAUGCAGACGCAGCAGGCUCAGGGACCGCAGAUGUGGACGCCCCAGGGGCAGCUGACGGUGCAACAAUAUCAGCAGAUGAACAUGCAACAGCAGCAGCAGCAGCAACAACAACACAUGAUGGGACAGUACAGUGUUCAGGCUGCCCCGAGUGGCAUGCAGUAUGGCUGGCGAUGAGUAUAUGACUGCUGGUUUGAUCACUUCCAGACUGUGGAUAGCGAAUCUCCCGCUCCAUUCUCUGUUUUCUCCGCUUCACACGGCAAAUCUGUUGUUGUACAAGAUACCUUCACAUG